Messenger RNA from Amoebophrya sp. A120, 5393 nucleotides. The record is from the annotation of a GenBank genome assembly. Lineage: Eukaryota; Dinophyceae; Syndiniales; Amoebophryaceae.
CAAAGUUAAAGUUUGAUGAUGUUGAAAAUACGCCACCACAACUCUGAUCGGUAAACCUUCUGAACAAGCUUCCGUCCUAGUGUAAAGAAACCUGGUUUUACAAUUUUUUCAAAGAUUGAUUUCAAGAAUCAGAAGCAAAGAUAAAGAAACCUUUGGCAAUUCAAAGGCGGAGAAGUACGACCGGAGCAGCCCCCAAGAGUCUUCCAGGAAGUGGAGAUGAGGAAGUGAAAAAUCUAACGAGCAGCAAGAAAAAGUAAAAGACAAGUAAAGCGCAGAAGCAGGAGGAGGGGCAGCACCACUGCACGGAUCAUCGUGUGGCGAAAAAGUCCAUGAGCUCACUUUUAUUUCCGGCCAGAAGUAGUUGCUGCUCUUGCUUCCAAGUGACCAGCUCGUGCCGAAGGAAAGGAAAGCAAAAGGCGUGCCGGCUGCACACAAGGAGGAUCAGGAUAAGUGAAGCCGAAGCCGGGGCCGCAGGAACAAAUUGGACAAAGUCAACGUCAGCAGGCGGUCAAUCAAGUUUGCUACGAAGAGCAAGGGGAGCAUCGUCGAGCUACACGAUCAUUUGGGACUUAACCACAACGAGUCGUCUGUUUUGUGAGGAUCAGGCUGCAAAGAGCUUCAUCAUUUCGGCUGAACAAGAAGGAGUACAUCCACUGGCACUGCCACAAGCAGCUGUAGCAGCGGCUUCUAGACUGCGGGUGACGACGAGCACAACAAAAGAUCCCCACGGUAAUAAACAACUCUCUGUAUGGGCGGGUGCUGCAGCGCAAAAGCAAGUACUUCUCGUGGAGCUCCGCCAGAGCAGCAAGAUGUCGAUCGCAGUCCGACGUACCGCGUCACCGAGCGACCAAGCCAGGCAGAAGGUGAGGCAGAAGAAGACCCCAACUACACCACCUCGGACGUUGACAGAUAUGCGACAGGUUCACGCAUAUCAUCUUCGGAUUCUGAUAGCAGUGGCAUAAUCAGAUAUUUUCAUCUUGUCUUUACUGCUUUGAUUGUCAUGUUGACAAACUUCGAACUUUCUCUUGCAUCACGCCAUGAUUCCAGAAGAAUCUCAAUCUCUGACGACUUUUAUUGCCGCCAUGCUCGAGCUUUUAUUCCGUUUUCAACAUGAUCAACACAGCCCAAGAGAACAGUGGUACGGAAACAGAUGGCGCCCUCGGAUACGACGACCCGGUUGGAAUUUCCUCCUCGCGAGGACACGGUAGCCAUCAGAAUAAAAGCAGGACCACCAGAACCACCCGGGCGUCGGCGUCCGCAGCGGUCGCGCCACACAGUCCCGGUGGUGGAAACAACGUGAGAAAAAGCGGGAUCAAUGUGGUAGCGAACCUAACCCCGGCCUGGAUCCGUGGUGGCGGGGGCCGAGCCCGGGACGAAAAUUUGUCCGUCAUCAUUCCAGGCGAUGACGAUCGCGCAAACAGAAGCGGGCGGGCCACUACAACUUCCGGCUCCGUUUACGCGCCGGGGCCUUCUGCAGGUACGGGCGGAGAGGAUGAUAAUGUUCCGGCACCACCGCCGCGCCGACUCCACAGCCCGGAUGACGCCAUUGGCAGCACUAGUCCAUCUGCUCGAGAUAGAGCGUACGAACGCGGACGAGGGGUCUUCGGUGCCGGGGAGAAGAAGAAGAAACCCUUCGGAGCUGCAUCAGGGCCUUCCAACAUGUUGUUGCCUCGGUCCGGGGAUUCCAGUGCGAAAUCCAAAACUUCCUCCCGGAAAUCCUCGAACGCAGCCCAAUUUUUACCGAAUAGCACGGGUGGUCCUUCGAAGCCCCCGAUUUUGCCGUCGACGGUUCUAGGAACAACUUCUACAGGGGGCGGCGCCACUGGUAACACGUCGUUCAAAAAGCAGCUGGGAGGAGGACCCGGUGCUGGGAGCGGUCGCUCGGAGAUGGACGAUGAUAUUGCUUUUGCUGGAUCUGGAGGACCACAAAGCACCAGGACGCGGGGGGGUACCAAAUUGCAGGUCCCUUUUUACAACGAACAGAACAAGAUGCGCUCGCGGUCCAAUGUCGAAUCGCCGGCUUCCCGACGAAAUAAGAGGUCCUCCACCGCUACCCCAAACCUGAACAUGUUGUCCCCGCGCUCGAAAUCCGCGGCCGCCAGCGCGACGCCCAAAGCGUCCGCACGGAACAGAGCGGGUGGUGGUGCUGCUCCCCCCGCGGGAAUCGCGAAUGAGCUCGACCAGAGCCAGGAGGUGACGCGGCAGAUGUUCGACAAAAACACCCUGCGCCUGAUGCCACAGUGGGCCCCCCUGUUUGCGGACUGCCUAGACAAGAUCGGAAAGGACGGGGUCGCGAAGUACCUGCAGGAAAGCCACGGUAUCAAAUCGCUGGCAGACCCCGCAAUGGUUGUCUCAUCGAGUGGUACAUCAACUACAGGAGGAGCUUCCGCUAGCACAUCUUCCUCCUCUAGUGCAACUCAAGUGCGCAUUUUCUGCCGCAAGCGACCACUGUUUGAGAAGGAGGAAGAAGCCGGGGCCUACGACUGUGUGCAUGUCGCGUCCUCUAGUACUUCCAAGCAAAUAAAUCCGACGUCGACAACUACUAGUUCAAGUUCUUCGCCCAGCACAGCACCCCCGCCGUCCUACGUGCUCGCGAGUGCGUGUAACUUCGAAGCGGACCUGAAAACGCCCUUCAUUCAGCAACACGGCUUUGCUUUCGACUGUGCGUUUGACGAAACGAUGGGAAACGAAGAGAUUUUCCUGCACAUGCGCGACCGGGAGAAAUUUUUCUCCGCGGACAAAUUCAACGUACCAGGGUCGAUCACGACGUUGUUUAUGCUGGGACAGACGGGAUCGGGGAAAACGUUUACAAUGACCGCAAUCGAAGCCUUUGCCGCGACAGAGAUUUUCAAAGCGAAAACAAACUGCAAGGUGUCGUUUGUCGAGCUGCGCGGAAACAAAGUUUUCGACCUGCUGUACAAGGUAGGGGAAGAAAUCAUUUGUUUAAGAGAAAUUUUGAAUUUAGUAUGGUAUUUUUUGUUGUUCAAUAAACAUCACACUGAUGCAUUUACACGCAGAAAGAACUAAAGCGCUAUUCUGUGCGGUUGGCACGCACACUCGCAUUUUUCCUUGAAGCAAGGAUUCUUCGUCGAAAGGUGCAAUUUUAAUUUAAUGAUCUCAACUCUGCGAACAAAAUAGUGUUAGUGUUUGAUUAUCUCUUCCAAUUAUUCUUCUGACUCCGUACAACAGGGUCGGUCCGCAACGGAGGUGCAGAUUCGGGAAGUUUCCACCGGUAAGUACGUUGUCCAAGACGCAGAAAUCCGCGAGUGCACCACGGCUUUGGAGUUGCAAAAUUGGAUGAAGACGGGGCACGACAGGCGACACACCGAAGCCACCGGCGCGAACGACACGUCCUCGAGAAGCCACGCUGUGAUCACGGUAAAGAAAGUUGAGGUUGAGUUGGAACAUGCAUAAAAAUGAAACGGAACAUGAAGAAGCGCCUUUACUUUUUGGUUUUGAAGAGCAAUCAACGCACAGAUUUGAUGGCUGAAAGCAUCAUGCGAUGAAUGCACGACCCGUAACAAACUUUCGAAUUCAGAUCUCCAUGGGUAACGACUGUCGGUUGAUCCUUGUGGACGCUGCGGGCACGGAACGGUCCAAGGACCAGAUGAGCCACACGCGGGAACGGCAGGAGGAAACCGCGGAAAUCAACGCAUCCUUAUACGCGCUGAAGGAGUGCAUCCGACAUCAGGGGGGCGACAUUCCUGCGCAUUUGUUCCGGCAGAGCACUCUGACGAAGUUACUUGCGGAGUCAUUCCGGAAGCCGCCGACACGUACGUGAGUUGUUGCGAAGUAGAUUUUUUUAGUGCUGUUUUUUGAGCGUCUAGAGCGGGGAGAAGGUGACCGCUGCAAUUCAUAGAAAAUACAGCGAAGCAAUGACAAUGACUCAAGAAAAAGUCUGAAAACGGUAUCGCACAUCAAAACACGAACCUCUCAGCCCCGAAACCCGUGAUAAACCGCCUUCCCGGCACCAGUCCCAAAACCGCCCUUGCGAUGGCAUCGCGCGCGUCGCAAUUGGGAGGACCUGCGCCCGUUGAUCAGCUCCUCUCGACGACGUCGCAAGAAGUAGAAGGCACCGGGUUCUCAUUCGCAGACGGUUCUUCGUCCGGCGGUCCAACCCGAUUGAUCGGCGUGAUUGUCACGAUAUCGCCGAACGUUACCGACAUCGAGCACAGUCUGACAACUCUCCGCGCCGGCUACGGAAUGAAAAACAGCAAGCAGCAGUGCACACACAGUGUGAAACUGACGGAUCUGAAAAAAUUUAUCGGCGAAAAGGACAUCCGCUACGUACCGGUGAACAAGUGGACCCCAGAUCAGGUCGCACUCUGGGUCACGUCCCUCCAGCCCCCGGCACCAGACGGAAAGUCGGAGCUGCCGAAAAAGCUCCCGGGGGGAACGACUGGGGCGAUGAUGCUGCGGUUUCAGGCAAAUCGAUUUCACCAGGUGUUUAUGCAUUGCAAAAGUAUCGUACACGUUCACGUACUCGUAUAAAUGCAUUACAAAUUUCCUCAGCAUGAGAAAUGGAAUCUGUUGUGCUGUUUUACCUUAGGAAGAAGAUUUUUUGUCAUGCAUAUUUACAAGUACUACGACUACGAGUGCGAUACUUUUGCGCAGGAUAGUGCUUGGCGACAAGCUCGGGGAGAAAGUCUACACUAUUUCCUGAAAAUUAAGCACUUCCAUCCAAUUUGUCAUGCAGAACAUGUAGUAAACGUAAAGUCUGUGUUUGUCAUGCAAAAAGUAGAUCAUGGGGAUGGUUAGAAAUUUUCAGGGAAUAUACACCCAACUUCGCAAAGAAGUGGAGACACCGACGGCCUUCAUAUAUGAUGAUGACUAGACUUUUUUUAGGUGGAUCAUACGAGGUUGGUGGCUGGCACCGGAGUAGAUCGGAGUCCUGGAUGAAAAAACGAUUGUUUAUUGAUCUUCAUACCAACCCAAAAUUACUGACACCAUUGAUAAAUUCUUCCUUUUACCAAAUCCAAAUCUAGCGACAUUUUACCACUUCUCAGACCGCGAGGCUGCUGCUUGGUUGUCGUUUCAAUGUGUUUUGUCAUAGUGCUAUGUUAAUGUUUCUCACAUGAACACGCGUAGUGCUGCUCCUGUCUCUUCGAUCUCGAUGGGAAUGGGUUCUGUUCAACAACAAAAAAUUCGCCGUCGACGAUGAUUUUUUUUUGCGUUCGUCGCAGCUUAUUUCAUACGGACGGAGCGGGAGCUGUGCAACAGGCAGGGAUGCGUUGGUGCAUGAUAUCGUGAUUUCUGAUGAUGUAGUGAUGAAAUCCAAGAACCAGCUGUAAUCGUCUGUCUGGCCGCGCCCGGUGAUAAUCACCAUGAACGAAGAUGCCGUGCCAACAAUUCACAUACCAACUGCCGUAGCAGAGAAGCGGAAGGGAAAUAAG